Molecule: messenger RNA, 2803 nt
Organism: Aethina tumida (small hive beetle)
Lineage: Eukaryota; Metazoa; Arthropoda; Insecta; Coleoptera; Nitidulidae
Gene: mAChR-A
Product: muscarinic acetylcholine receptor DM1
Exons: 7
Coding region: 24-1808 (594 amino acids)
Biological process (GO): adenylate cyclase-inhibiting G protein-coupled acetylcholine receptor signaling pathway; G protein-coupled receptor signaling pathway, coupled to cyclic nucleotide second messenger; chemical synaptic transmission
Cellular component (GO): plasma membrane; dendrite; synapse
Molecular function (GO): G protein-coupled serotonin receptor activity; G protein-coupled acetylcholine receptor activity
Source: RefSeq, a predicted model, not a curated record
CGCCUGCAGGUCCUCGUGACAACAUGAACUCGUCGCCGACGGAGAACGCGUCUGUCGUUAUCAAUGCUCCGCACGAGGCUACUUAUUCUCUCACCCAAGUUGUUCUAAUCGGAACAGUAGCGGCAAUUUUAUCAGUCAUUACCGUAGUGGGGAACAUUAUGGUAAUGAUAUCCUUCAAAAUAGACAAACAACUCCAAACAAUAAGCAACUACUUCCUGUUUUCCCUCGCCGUUGCCGAUUUCGCAAUAGGACUUAUUUCGAUGCCCCUCUUCACCGUAUCAACGCUCCUCGGUUACUGGCCUCUUGGGCCCCUCAUCUGCGACACUUGGCUGGCUCUCGACUACCUGGCCAGCAACGCCUCUGUGCUCAACUUACUUAUCAUCAGCUUCGAUAGAUACUUUUCAGUUACGAGACCGCUCACUUACCGCGCUAAAAGGACCACCAACAAGGCUGCUUUCAUGAUUGCUUGUGCCUGGGGAAUUAGUUUGUUACUGUGGCCGCCGUGGAUCUACAGCUGGCCGUACAUAGAAGGAGAGAGAACAGUACCUGAUAACGAAUGUUAUAUUCAAUUCAUCGAAACGAAUCACUACAUCACAUUCAUAACAGCCAUUGCGGCCUUUUACGUUCCUGUUACAGUUAUGUGUAUUCUUUAUUGGCGGAUAUGGAGGGAGACUGAGAAAAGGAAAAAAGAUUUGCCCAACUUGCAAGCGGGCAAAAAAGAUAGUAGUAAAAGAAGUAAUUCCAGUGUAUUCGUGUGCAGUGACGAAGCGAACAACGCUUGUUCGACGGUGGAUCUGGAAGAUUGGCACAGACCACGAUCUGAGUCGUCCACAGGGGCGGACACCGACUCUGUUUACAUGCACACUUCGAUUACAGUGGACCACCAUCGGAGAAGAAGACCUCGACGAGGCGGUUGGCUCUCGGGCAUUUAUCAAGUACGAGCAUGGUGUGUAGCGUGGUGGCAUUCGGGACGGGAGGACAGUGACACUGAGGAGGAAAGUCCCAGCGAACAGGGCCAGGGAUGCAUUACGCCGGUGUCCCUAGACACCCCGUUGCAGAGCUCUGUUUCCAGAUGCACUUCACUCAACGUAAUCAGGGAUCCAUAUACAACAAUUUCGACUCAACGUGAUCUCACACUGACUCAGGCCAAUAUGACCCCAACGCGUCUCGCGCCACGGGAUUCGCGCAGCCUGCCGACGAGUAACCGGUUAACCGGCCGGUCAGUUUCCAAUGAUAGUGUCUACACGAUCGUGAUCCGGUUACCCGGUGAAGGCAACGAGGGCACACAGAGCAACGAGGGACCUUCCAUCAAGAUGAUCGCGGAGGACACACCCAGACCCACGAGGUCCCACGACGGCGAUUAUACCGUAAUACCAAUGUCGAGCAACCAUCUGAAUCGCAGGCCAAGCGCCAUGCCCGACAUCCGUAUCCCUCUUAACGCGAAAAUCAUCCCAAAACCGUUGAUAGUCAACGCGACCAAGAAUCAGGGCAAGAAGAAAAAGAAAACGCAGGAAAAGAAGGCCGACAAAAAGGCGGCCAAGACAUUGUCCGCGAUCUUGCUCACGUUCAUCUUCACGUGGACUCCGUACAACAUAUUGGUGCUGCUCAAGCCUGUGACGUCGUCUAGUGCCAGGAUUCCGCCGCAGCUUUGGGACUUCUUUUAUUAUUUGUGCUACAUAAACUCGACUAUCAAUCCGGUGUGCUACGCGUUGUGUAACGCGAGUUUUCGCCGAACGUACUUGCGAAUUUUGCAGUGCAAAUGGCAUAAUAGGAACCGGGCCGCCAUGAACCGGGGCUUUUACAAUUAGCAAAGAAGGGACGCGGGGGUAGAAUUGCCGAAUUUUGGCCGGUGAGCUGGCCACGUAUAAACAACCUUCCCUAAUUACGGAUUCUACUCCACCCUCAUGGAACAGAUUGAUGUGGCUGUUAAUUUAGAUAAAUGAAAUACACAAUUACCGACAGGCAAAUUAAAUAGAACCACUUAGAAAAAUUGCCCCAGUUCAGUCUUGAAAGAAGUUUAACGAAAUUAAAUCCUCAGUUUUCAGACGUUGAACUUUUUUAUUUUCGAACGCUUUUCUUUCUAGGACUUUUAACACUAAAUAUGAUUCGUAAUAAAAUGACAAUCAGUCCUUAUUUAAUUCAAAAUCAAAAUCAUUAAAGAAUAGCUGUUACAGCUUUUAAAGUUUCCGUUUGUUAAUUAAUUCUUAUUAAAUCAUCCUUGAUUUAGAAUGUUCGUUGGAUGUUGGACAUUUCCCUUCAACAAUCUUUGAAACUCACAUGGAUGACACUAGUUUGGAAUGUAAUGAAAAAAUUGAUUUUGCAGAAAAAAAUGUUCUUUAAUAACUUGUGUACUUAAUUAGACACCUUAUUAUAGUAUUAAGGUAACUUCUGUCGCCACAAUGAAUACAUCUUCGAUUGGAUGCCUAGGCAACAAGUCUUCCUUCAAAAUUGAUUCAAACAUCGAAUGGUAAUUUUAAAUAAGUGCGUUAUUUGAACGAAACCAUUUUAAAAUCACAAAUGAGAUAAUCUGAUUCCAAAUUAAUGUUUGUGACAAUAAAUCCAGGCAAAGAAUUCAAGCCACACAAUAGGUUCCGGGUAAUAAGAACGUGAUUGGGUAAUGUAACUUUUUUAUCGAUAUGUUUAUAGUGAAUCAUGCAAACCAUACACCCUUAGUCGCCCCUAAAAAUCGCCAAAAAAAAUUCCUAACAAUGAACACUUUAAAGACAAUUUCUAGAUGUUUUUAUAUUUGUAUGUAUAACGCUCAAACCGUGUUCUAAAACAAAAAAUAACAAAAAAAAAGAAA